AUGCUAGCACCCAAUCUCAAGUUUCAAUUCUUCUGUUCUGGUGAUUGGAAAAAAGAAACUUGUGAUAUCUACCGAGACACCUUUGAAAAAGCUUUGCUUCGCUGCCAAGAGAAACUCGGACAGAACUCGUCGAAAAACUCCUUCCAGACUGGGUUAACGAAGCGUCAAGCCAACGGCUUGAUAGCGGUAGAACCACAUAAUGAGUGGUCACAUAAAGACAGUAUUGAGUUCUGGAAGAAGACGUACAAUACCGCUCUUCGCCUCGUAAGGCUUGCACGGGUUUUUCUUCCGGUUCCAGCAAGUGGUGGAGCUGUUGAACGAUUUUUUGAUACAGCGCGACAAGCAUCUUGCGACCUGAAUAUUCCCCACUGCUAUUCUUGUCUGAAUCCGAAGCGGCGUCCGAUAACUGAAGUGUUCCAAAAACAGUUCACUUAUACUUUCACGACGAGAUUCGAGUUUUCUCCGGAUCAAUUAAAACAGUACAAGAUAUUAGUUGCUGCUCCGGAGGAGAGAGAAAUUUUGACCGAAGAGGACUAUAUGUUGUGUCGUGGCCUUCCAAAUGUGGAGGAGGAAUUCUCUGGGAAAUCAGUGAUACUGAAGAGAAAGACGAUUGUGCAG
This is a messenger RNA of Penicillium malachiteum, 618 nucleotides long. RefSeq lists its product as uncharacterized. Lineage: Eukaryota; Fungi; Ascomycota; Eurotiomycetes; Eurotiales; Aspergillaceae. The record is from RefSeq and is a predicted model, not a curated record. Gene Ontology annotation, molecular function: protein dimerization activity. The transcript has 2 exons. The annotation marks the transcript as partial.